This is a messenger RNA of Episyrphus balteatus (marmalade hoverfly), 1114 nucleotides long. RefSeq names its product sulfotransferase 1 family member D1-like. The transcript has 5 exons. Gene Ontology annotation, biological process: sulfation. Lineage: Eukaryota; Metazoa; Arthropoda; Insecta; Diptera; Syrphidae. The coding region runs from base 76 to 1047 and encodes 323 amino acids. Gene Ontology annotation, cellular component: cytoplasm. Gene Ontology annotation, molecular function: sulfotransferase activity. The record is from RefSeq and is a predicted model, not a curated record.
UGAAUAGUCACAAAGUUUUCUACAUUCUUAACGUUAAGUCAUUUUGCAUAUUUAUCUUCAAUUUGGUGCAUAAAAAUGUCUCAAAAUUUUCGAUUUGAACCUAUCGUAGGAACCGAAGUGAUGAAAGUGUUUUCAAAAAACAAUGAAAAUCUCCCAAUAGAAUUUGAUUGUAAUAAAAGAUUUACAAUUUUACAAACUUGGUGUAAAGAAAAAUAUCUUCAACAAAUUGAAGACUUUGAAGUUCGAAAAGAUGAUAUUUGGGUUGUAAGUCAGCCAAAAAGUGGAACAACAUGGAUGAUUGAGUUAGUGUGGUUACUACAUAGUAAUUUUGAUUAUGAAACAGCUUUAAAAAUUGCACAGGAAGUUCGAGUUCCAUAUUUAGAACUUAAUGCAAUUGUACCAAAUCAGCCUAAUUCAAUUGAUUUAAUCGAUAAAAUGGCAUCUCCUCGAAUUAUUAAAUCACAUCUUCCAAUUCAUUUGCUUCCUAAAGGAUUAUGGACAGUUAAACCUAAGAUAAUUUUUGUUACAAGGAACCCUAAAGAUGCAAUAUUGUCUUAUUAUCAUCAUCAUUGUAAUCUCGGUGUAUUUAGAGGUACCAAUGAAGAAUAUGUGAAUUUGGCAAUUGAAAACAAAAUACGUAAUGCACCUUUUGGAUUACAAUCGAUUGAAUUUUGGCAGCUACGAAAUGAGCCUUACAUUUUCUUUUCGAGUUUUGAACGUAUGAAGAAAGAUCUAAGAUCAGUGAUUUUGGGAAUGAGCAAAUUUCUGGAUAGAAAUGUGGACGAAAAGCAAAUGGCGAAGCUUCUCCACCAUUUGUCAUUUGAAAAGAUGAAAGCUAAUCCGAUGUGUAACUAUAUAACCGAAGGACAACUGUUAAAAGAUUACUACGGUAAAUCUGGAAAAGAUAAUUCGCAGUUUGUUAGACAAGGUGCAAUCGAUUCACAUAAAACAGAACUUAGUGAAGAACUUGUAGAACGAAUGGAAAAGUGGCAUAAGGAACAGCUGGAUAGCUACGGUGUGACUGCUGAAGAGAUAUUUUAUUUAUAAUAAUUAAAUUAUUUUGUUUUAACACAAACAAAUAUUUAAAUAAAUAUUUUCAUUUUUUUAAUUUAAA